AUGGCCCCGCUGAGGGCUUCAGGGUGCGUAGCCUUACGACCGCUGCUGCUGCUGCUGCCGCUGCUGUUGCUGGCAUUCUGCUGCUCUUACUCAACGUCAAGCCGACUCCCCAGCAGCACAUCCUUCUUGCUUCCAUUCCCAGUGGUAGGAAACGGGGCUACGGGAGCAGCAGCAGCGGCAGCAGCAACGACUGCAGCAGCAGCAGUGACAGUAGCAACUCGACAGCCACGCCCACGAACGGCCCACUGCGCAGCGAGUGCUGACGCAUCUGCAGGGCAUGCGCCCAUUGCACCGUCACCCCUCGUGCUGCAGGUGCAGCAGCAGCUGCAGCAGGAGCAGCACACAGCAGCAGAGGAUGAGCAGAGCCAGGGAGAGAUCCUGCGCCUAGAAGGGGUGUCUGUACACUCCGGCUCUGCUGCGCUGUUGCAGCAGGUGUCGCUGCAGCUGCAGCGGCACGAAAAGCUGGCCCUAAUCGGCAGCAAUGGAGCGGGGAAGACCACUUUGCUGCAUGCGAUUGCAGCUGCUGCUGCGCAGCAGCAGCAACAGCUAUUUCAACAGCUGCAAAAGCAGCAGCAGCUGAGGCAGCAGCAGCAGCAGCAGGAGAAAAGUGGUGGGAGCUCUGAGCAGCGAACUCAUCGCCAGAAAUUGAGUAAGGCUGCACGCAGACAGCUGCGGAGGAUGUCCUCUCAGCCGCAGCAGCCGCCGCAGCAGCAGCUUCAAGAGCAGACACAGGAGCAGCAGCAGCAGCAGAGUCCGUUUGAAAUGGAAACAGGUGUCGUCUCAGGGCUCAUUCGCUUCAAAUGCUCCCCUUCUCGCGUGGCAUUGCUGCAGCAAGAGGGCCUCGAAGGCUUCAAUCCUGCUGCUGCAGCAAAUACCGUCAGAGAGGAAUUCAUAAUUCUAAUGUCAUUUGAGGGGUCCAGAGGCCCUCAGGCCCCCAGCAGGGUUCCCUUUGGUCGGAGCUAA
Eimeria tenella is the source of this 963-nucleotide messenger RNA. RefSeq lists its product as uncharacterized. The transcript has 2 exons. Lineage: Eukaryota; Apicomplexa; Conoidasida; Eucoccidiorida; Eimeriidae. Bases 1 to 963 code for a protein of 320 amino acids. The record is from RefSeq and is a predicted model, not a curated record. Gene Ontology annotation, molecular function: ATP hydrolysis activity; ATP binding.